AUGGCUAUGGACGUGCAGCUGGAUGAAGACCCUGUGAUGAAUCGAAAGGCAGAGCUGAAACCUGAGAAGAAGUCAGGGAACAGUCCAAGGAACCAUGCGGACGACAGGCCACAGAAGGAGCUGGUGAUUCCAGGGAUUGUGGAUUUCGAGCUGAUCCCAGAGGUUCUGAAGACCCCCAAACCCCUGACUCCUGGCGCCUACCGCUUUGGCCGCCUCAGCCACCACUCCUUCUUCUCCAGACACCACCCCCAGCCCCAGCAUGUGACACACAUCCAAGAUCUCACCGGGAAGCCCGUCUGUACCGUCAGGGACGACCUCUUUCUCAGUCCCUUACCUCAGUCUGCAUCCUUACCCAGUUAUCCGAUGGGGCUGCCUACCACUUCCUUCCCCAUUGGAGACCCGCAGUCCAACCGGAACCCCUGGCUUUCUUCUGAGGCCUGGAAGAAGGAAUUGAAGGAGCUGGCUUCCCGGGUGGCUGUCUUCACCAAGGAGAGCAAGCUGAAGAACAAAGAGGUAAGUGCGACAAAGCUGGAGCCUUCACGGGAGCAGGGAGCCAAGUACUCUGCUGAGACGGGGAGGCUUAUCCCCUCUUCCACCCAAUCUGUGGGGCGCCGUAGCUCUCGCCAGGGGAGCCACGCUUCCAGCAGGGACAGAAGAGUCCAGGAUGUCAUCUUCCAGGACCAGGAGUUGCUGAUCCUGGAGCUCCUCUGUCAGAUCCUGCAAACAGAUUCGCUGAGCUCUAUUCAGUUCUGGCUGCUCUACGCACCCCCCAAAGAGAAGGACCUUGCUUUGGGGCUCCUGCAGAUAGCCGUGGCUCAGCUCCUUCCCCAGCCACUGACCACCAUGCCGACAAAAAAACUCCUAAACCAGCUGGAAGAAGUCCAAGAACUUCAAGAAAAUCAAGCACCCUGCAGUCAAUCACCGAAGAAGAUGAAGACACCACCACUAGCAGAAAACGAAAAGCCAGAGUACAUCGGGACAGCACAAGUUCUUCGGAUGCAUUCAAGCUAG
Otolemur garnettii (small-eared galago) is the source of this 1011-nucleotide messenger RNA. It is a transcript of the gene TBATA, whose product is annotated as thymus, brain and testes associated. NCBI's taxonomy places the organism in Eukaryota, Metazoa, Chordata, Mammalia, Primates, Galagidae. The coding region runs from base 1 to 1011 and encodes 336 amino acids. The record is from RefSeq and is a predicted model, not a curated record. The transcript is spliced from 9 exons.